AUGACUUGGCAGCCGGCCCCCGAGGGCCUCGCCGAGGUGCUCGGCAUGUUGCGUGACUCUUCGAGCCCAGACUCGACCGUCCAAAAGGCGGUGACCAAGCGCCUCGAUGAGCUCCGCUUCAUUCCCGACUUUCUCGCAUACCUCUCCCACAUUCUGGUCUUUUGCGCACAGGAGGCGGGCUCGCACCGUGCCGUCGCCGGUCUGCUGCUCAAGAAUUCGCUGAUCACGCGCACUGGACCUGCGGCCACUGACGCCGAUGCUCGUGCCAUGGCAUAUGUGAAGAGCACGGUCCUGCAAGGUCUCGCCGAGCCAGAACCGAUGAUCCGUCACACCGCCGGCACCGUCGUCAUGUCCAUUCUCUACAACGAGGAGACUGGCGCCUGGCCCGAGGCUCUCGAUGCCCUCACCAAGGGCAUGCAGUCGCAGGACGAAAACCUCGUCGAGGGUGUUUUCAACACCUUCCAGAAGCUUGCCGAGGACUGCCCUCAGCGUCUUGACAUUACCGUCGGAAACGCCAAGCUCCUCGACCACCUGGUCCCCCAGUUUAUCACGUUUACUGGCCACCAGGACUCCAAGGUCCGCAUCUACGCGCUCGAGACCCUGCAGUCCCUCUCGGCACUCCGUAUCCCGUCUGUCAUGGCCAACAUCGACGCCUACCUCCAGGCGCUCUUUGCCCGUGCCGCCGACCCUUCGCCCGACAUUCGUCGCACCGUCUGCGCCGCCCUUGGCCUUAUCCUCGGCAGCCGCCCCGACAAGCUCGUUCCCGAGAUGAAGAACGUCGUCGACUACAUUGCCUACUGCACUGCCGACGCCGACGAGACCGUUGCCCUUGAGGCUUGCGAGUUCUGGCUCACUUUUGCCGAGGACCCUGCCCUCAAGGACCAGCUCCGUCCUUACCUCGACAAGAUUGCGCCUCUUCUUCUUCAGGGUAUGAUCUACUCGGAGGUGGACCUGCUCUACCUUGACAAUGACGAGGAGGACGAGGCUGUCCCCGACAAGGAGACCGACAUCAAGCCCCGUACCUACGGCGGCAAGGCUCACGGUGCUCAUGAGACCAACGACCCUUCGUCGUCUGGCAACGCUGGCCGUUCGCGUGAGGCUGCCGAGCGUGCCCUCGAGGAGGAGGACGACGACGAGGACGACUAUGACGAUGACGAUGAUGACGAGGACGGCGCUGCCGAGUGGAACAUUCGCAAGUGCUCGGCUGCCGCUCUCGACGUCAUGGCCGUCUCGUUUGCCAACGACCUCCUCGAGAUCCUGCUCCCUUACCUCAAGGAGCGUCUCUUCCACGAGGACUGGCGUUUCCGCGAGUCGGGUAUCCUCGCUCUUGGUGCCAUUGCCGAGGGCUGCAUUGAGGGUCUCGAGCCUCACCUUCCCCAGCUUGUCCCCUGGCUCAUCACCGCCCUCAAGGACAAGAAGGCUCUCGUUCGUUCGAUCACCUGCUGGACUCUUGGCCGCUACUCGAGCUGGGUUGUCGCCAUCUCGGAGCAGGACAAGACCAUGUUCUUCAUCCCCACCAUGGAGGGUCUCCUCCAGAUGGUCCUCGACUCGAACAAGCGUGUCCAGGAGGCUGGCUGCAGUGCCUUUGCUACCCUUGAGGAGGAGGCCGGCGGCGAGCUUGUUCCCUUCCUCGAGCCCAUCCUUCGCAACCUCACCUACGCCUUUAGCAAGUACCAGCAGAAGAACCUUCUCAUCCUGUACGACGCCAUGGGCACCCUCGCCGACUCGGUGAUGGGCGCGCUUGGCCAGCCCCAGUACAUGGAGAUUCUGAUGCCUCCUCUUAUCGAAAAGUGGAUGUCGCUCGGUGACUCCGACCCCGACCUUGUGCCUCUGCUCGAGUGCCUGUCGUCGGUUACCCUUGCUGCUGGCAAGGCCUUUGCCCCGUACACUGCGCCCAUCUACCAGCGCUGCAUCAACAUUAUCCACACUUCGCUGAUGCAGUGGGACGCCUUCACGGCCGACCCCGACAACAUUGAGGAGCCCGACAGGACGUUUAUUGUUGUCGCCCUUGACCUCCUGUCGGGUCUCGCCCAGGGUCUUGCCGACCAGAUGCCCUCGCUCAUGGCCGAGACGCAGCCCCCUCUCCUGCAGCUCAUCGCCAUGUGUCUCAACCACUUUGAGCCCCCCGUUCGCCAGUCUGCGCACGCUCUUCUUGGUGACAUGGCCAUGACCUGCUUCCCUCUCCUGCGUCCCUACGUUCCCGAGUUGAUGCCUGCCAUCAUUGACCAGAUCACCCCCGAGCCCGCUCCGGACUGCGUGUCGGUGUGUAACAACGCCGCCUGGGCUGCCGGUGAGAUUGCCAUCCAGUACCGCGAGGAUGCCACACCCAUCGAGCCCUUCGUCGACGACCUCAUCAAGCGUCUCAUCCCCAUCCUCCUCAACACUAAGUCGCCCAAGUCGCUCUCGGAGAACGCGGCCGUCACCAUUGGUCGUCUGGGUCUUGUGUGCCCCAACCGUGUUGCUCCUCACCUGGGCACCUUUGCCCAGGCCUGGUGCACUGCUCUCUGGGAGAUCAAGGACAACGACGAGAAGGACUCGGCAUUCCGUGGCUUCUGCAUGCUCAUCGGUGCCAACCCCAGUGGUCUCGAGAACUCGUUUGUGUGGUUCUGCAACGCCGUUUGCAAGUGGCAGCACCCCUCGCGCGAGCUCGACGUCAUGUUCCGCCAGAUCCUCCAGGCGUUCAAGACGCAGCUCGGCGCCGGCUGGGACGCGCAGGUUGCUGCUUUCCCUCCCGCCAUCCGUCAGCGUCUCGCGGACCGUUACCAGGUCUAA
Molecule: messenger RNA, 2772 nt
Organism: Apiotrichum porosum
Lineage: Eukaryota; Fungi; Basidiomycota; Tremellomycetes; Trichosporonales; Trichosporonaceae
Exons: 3
Coding region: 1-2772 (923 amino acids)
Biological process (GO): protein import into nucleus
Cellular component (GO): nucleus; cytoplasm
Molecular function (GO): small GTPase binding; nuclear import signal receptor activity
Source: RefSeq, a predicted model, not a curated record